CAGCCAAACCCCCCAAACCCCUCGGAAAUCCCCCCCGCUCUCUCAAACUCGCUCUCUCUGUCUCCCCCUUCUCCCUCACCAAAUCCCCUCCUCCUCCUCCGCCGCAGCAUUGCGGCGUACGGAUCGGCCGGCCUCAUCGGCCGCUGCGGCGCGCGCCGGCCGUCUCGGUCGCGAGGCGGGUGGGGCGGCGGCAUGGGGAAGCGCAGGGGGAGGCGGAGGAGGUGCUCCGGGAAGCGCCGCGGCGGCGAUGCGGAUGGAGGCGGGGGCGGGAAGCGGCGGCGGGAGGGGGAGAGUGAGGAGGACUACUGCUUCGCCUGCAAGGACGGCGGCCUCCUCCGCUUCUGCGACCACAGGAACUGCCACAAGGCUUACCAUCCUGAGUGCGUGGAUAAGGAUGACAGCUUCCUCAAUUCAGACGAACAAUUCAUUUGCAAUUGGCAUACAUGUUUUAUCUGCAAAGGGCGUUCAUACUACCGAUGCUUUUGUUGUCCGGAUCACUCUGUUUGUCGUAGUUGUGUGAAACAAGCAGAAUUUGUCCCAGUCAUGAGGCAAACAAUGGGAUUUUGCAACAACUGUUUGAGGAUGGCAAUCAUGAUUGAGAAGAACGUCGAUGUUGACUCUGAUGGGGAGAGGGUUGAUUUCAGUGACAGGGAGACAUAUGAAUUUUUGUUCAAGGAUUACUGGGACAUAAUUAGAGAAAAAGAAGGGUUGACAUUGGAUAAUAUGCGAGAAGCCUAUACUCUUCUCAGAAGUGGCUUAAACUGUAAUGAACUAUCAGAUAUGGAGAAACUUCCAAAUAGUGAGCAGAGUUCAGAUGAUGAUUUCUUGGGCAAUAGUGAUGACGACGAUGAGCCAGUUUAUCCAUCUGUUUCAAAUGGAACAUCAAAUAAAGUGAAAACCAUACUGAAGGAAGGAAAAACAAAGAAACAGGUUUAUGUGGGAUGGGGUUCAAUAGAACUUAUUGGAUUCAUGUCAUCAAUAGGCAAAGAUACAUCAAAACCUCUAGAUCAAUUUGGUGCUGCUGAAGUUGUGAAGCAGUACAUUCGGCAAAACGAUCUUUUGCAGAAAGAUAAGAAAAAACAGGUCAUUUGUGAUGGCAAGCUUUGGUCUCUGUUUAGGAAAUCAAAACUGAAAUAUAACAAGAUAUAUAGCUUGUUGGAAAAGCAUAUUGCUGAAAAUAUCACACCCGAGGAUGAAUCACUUGAUAGUUCCGAGGACAAUACUGAUUCAAUUAUGGAAAGGAAAAGUCGGAUCAUGAACUCUGAAUUGAGUACUCCAGAAGAGGUGUCUGAAAGAUACAGGAGAUGCUUUGCUUCUCUUGUCCGUGAAAACAUUAAAUUAAUCUAUUUGAGGAGAACUUUAGUUAUUGAUCUGCUAAAGCAACCGGAUACGUUUGAAUGUAAAGUUAUUGGCUGUUUUGUUAGAGUAAAGAAUGACCCCAGAGAGUAUAGUCGCCACAAGCCUCAAAAACUAUACCAGCUUGGACAGGUGACAGGCAUUAGGAAAUCCUCGGAAGAAUACAAGAUAAGGGACAUAUCUACAGAUAUCCUUUUAUGUAUUUCCGACAUGUGGUCUGAUGUCAAAAUUUCAGUGUUGUCAGAUGAAGACUUUGAGGAGGAAGAAUGUGAAGAUCUUCGUUCAUUGUCCCGGAAAGAACCUUCUAAAAGGCAAACUGUUGCUGAGUUUGAGGAGAAAGCGAGAAGUAUGCAUGCAGACAUAAUGAGUCAUUGGAUCAACAAGGAACUUCAGAGACUGGAAAAAUUGAUUGAAAUGGCAAAUGAGAAAGGUUGGCGUGCUGAGAUGCACGAAUACAUUGACAAAAGAAAGCUACUACGAACACCAUCAGAAAGGCAACGUCUUCUUGAAGAAGUCCCGCGAAUUAUUCCAGAUGUAGAGGAUAGUAAGGACUCUGGAUUUCUAGUUAUGGCAGCAAACAAAUCUUCUCAAAGGAAUACAGGUAUACCCUGUGAUUUUUCUGUAGGUACCAACAGCAACAAGGAUAGAGUUGAUUGCUUGAAAAGUUGUUCAGGAGAAAAACUUAAAGGGAACAAAAGGGACAUACCUUUGUGUUCGGAAAGUUUCUCAGAAGAAAAACAUGAAGGUAGCAAAGGCGAUGCUGAUGCACCUGGAACGUGUUUAGAAAAGGUCAUCACUAAAGCUAUUGAAGUCAAUCCUCCUGGUGAUAUGCCAAGAUCACAUGUUCAAAACCAUGGCACUAAAGCUACUGCAGCUGUCAACCCAGGUCAAGUUAUUGACAUUGAUGACGGUGAAGAUGAUCUGCAUGGUAAAAGUGGAGACAUGACUGUUGAUCUGGAUUCUGAUGGAAGUGAGGACCAUGGUACGAGACAACAUGAAGCUAAGCCUAAAUUAUGCAGUGGUCAGAAAGCUGUCGAAGCGAAGGAAGAAAUCUCAGAGCACGCAAGUGUCUGGUAUUACAAUGAUCCUCAAGGUGACGAACAGGGGCCAUUUCCGCUGCGGAUUCUGCGUCACUGGUCGAAAGCUGGAUACUUCAAGGAAGAUUUUAGAGUCUGGAGAACAGGCCAAUCUUGUGACUCUGCCAUCUUGCUCAAAGAUGCUUUGCUGCUGACAAGUUAGCACUAAUCAGGAGCCUCACUGUUUAACCAACUAUAUGUCUACUAGAUGUAUCUACAUAUAUGGCAGAAUGCAGGAGGGCCUCAAUUCUUGUGACAUAUUGCCCCUCUGUAGUAUUGUGGGGGAGGCCAGUCAGGCGGUGUAUGUAUAUAUUUGUCUGACACUAGAAUGCCUUAGCCAAUUUUUGGAUCCCAGGCACCGUGCCUUUUGGCCUUCGGAUGUAUUCUGUGCCCAUCAGCUACCUGUGUUUAUGCUACAACAAGCAAAGUACUUGGGAUAUUUGCAAGUUGUAACAGGUCUUAUAUUUGUAUGUGUUUAUGCA
Molecule: messenger RNA, 2914 nt
Organism: Oryza sativa Japonica Group (Japanese rice)
Lineage: Eukaryota; Viridiplantae; Streptophyta; Magnoliopsida; Poales; Poaceae
Molecular function (GO): DNA binding; protein binding
Source: RefSeq, a predicted model, not a curated record